This is a messenger RNA of Lachancea meyersii CBS 8951, 900 nucleotides long. NCBI's taxonomy places the organism in Eukaryota, Fungi, Ascomycota, Saccharomycetes, Saccharomycetales, Saccharomycetaceae. The record is from the annotation of a GenBank genome assembly.
AUGAAUUUUUCAUACGUCCCUACUUUGUCUUCCCAGUCUGAACACAACCGAAGUCCGACAACCGUUAACAGCGCUCUUGAGAUGUACCCGGGUUUGCAAGGACUAGGGUCGAGAGUUCCGCUGUCGUUGCGUGUUUGGGCUGUGCAACAAGCUGUGUACCAUGCGUUUAGUCUGAUCUUUCAGUUUUGCGACGAGACUGGCGCGAUGCGGUGUUUUAAAGCUCGAAAUGCAGACCGAAAGUCUUAUGCUGGACUGCUUUUGCGUGUUCUGUUUAAUCAAUGCUUCGUGCUAUUACCGUCUAUGAUUUUGGUCGAGUACUGGGGUCUCUGUUUUACGGGCCAGUCUAGCCAGGUUUUCUGGAAACAGUAUCUAAUGGCACCAUUGAUCAUGACUGUGGGACACGACGUGGUGCAGUAUUUUACUCACAGACAUCUGCUGCACCAGCCCAAUGGCAAGCUUACGCGGGCCUUAGGGCACUCGGUUCACCACACAACAGGCGCUACCAAAGCUAUAAGCGCCUGCUAUAUGUCAGCGCCUGAUUUCUUUCUGGAAAUUGUUCUGCCUUAUCUUGUUCCACUAGCCAUUGUGGGCGGUGGUGGGAGGAACACCCUUUUUCACUCGCUCGUCGCCGGUCUCGGUGCCAUUGGCGGGCUGUACGAACAUUCAGGAUAUGACUUUUCUGGGAUCUUUCGAAAAAAGAUCAGUGACUCUACCGCGGUAUCUUUGUUGACUAAUUUCCUCAGUAGCUUCCUCGAUAACAGAUCACACACCGAACACCAUGUGCGAGGUACAGUUUCCUUUUCUGACGGUUUCGGCAGUCCCGGUAUUUGUGACACGAUAUUUGGUACACGUUGGGAUCUCGUUGCCAUUCGCCGAGGAAACACAGUCAAGAAGGAGUAG